AUGCAGCGCGUCCUUGGCGAGACGUCACCGUACUGCCAAAUCGAUGGCAGCGUGCUCACGGAGCACUUUAAAAAGAUCUAUGCUAAAUCUGACUUCUCUCUUUCAGAUGCACCAGCUGCUGUCCCGGACUUUGCCGCCACCACGCCUCCUGAUGUCAGCGAGGAGAUCCUGCUGCCGAUCACACCUUCAGAGGUGCAACAGCGGCUCCAGAAGGCGAGCAAUACUGCUCCUGGGGCAGACGGAGUCACCCACUCGGACUUGCGACGUGAGGAUCCUGGCUGCCACGUGCUAGCUAAGAUCUUCUCGCGCUGCUGGAAAGAGCGGAAGACUCCGGUGCAGUGGAAAAUAUCCACUACCGUCCUCAUCCACAAGAAAGGGGACGUCUCGGACGUGACAAACUGGCGGCCUUUAGCAUUGAGCUCUACCAUCUCUAAGCUCUUUGCUGCAAUCGUUGCGGACCGCACAUCUCUCUGGGCGGAGCGGUUGAACCUGCUCUCCCCAGAACAGAAGGGCUUCCGCACGUUUGAAGGCUGCUACGAGCACAACUUCAUUGUGCAGACGGCAAUUGAUGAUGCAAGGCGCAGGGGAGGCCAAGCAUGCUUUGCUUGGCUUGAUCUGGCGAAUGCUUUCGGUUCAGUGCCUCACGCUCACCUCCUUGGAGUACUGAGCAGGAUGGGACUACCAGAGCAAUUGCAUCAUCUAAUUGCCGACAUGUACGAUGGUUGCUCCACCCGCGUCCGUACAUCUGAUGGACUAACGGAGGAGAUAGAGAUCCAGGCAGGGGUCAAGCAGGGCUGUCCACUGUCGCCCAUCGUCUUUAAUCUCGCGCUCGAGCCGGUACUUCGCGCCGCAACCUCACUCAGAAAUGAGUGUGGUAUUCCGCUUAGCGGCGUCAGUGUGAGUGCACUGGCGUAUGCGGACGAUAUCGUGCUUCUGGCGCGGGAUUCAGAGGCGAUGCAGACGCUCCUCAAUGUUGUGGGUGAGGCGGCGACGUGGGCCGGGCUUACCUUCAAGCCGUCGAAGUGUGCCACGCUUCACAUCCGCCGUCGGCAGACACUAGGCUCGGUAUUCGCCCUGCAAGGUGGAGAACCAGCCGUGCUCGGUGCGGGUGACGCCUACCUCCAUCUUGGCGUUCCCACCGGGUACAAAGUCACGCAGACGCCAACGGAUGCGAUCGCGGCAAUUCGGCGCGACUUGCAGCACCUGGAUGCUUCCCUGCUGGCUCCCUGGCAGAAGAUUGACGCUGUGCGUGUCUUUCUCCUCCCUAGGCUUGACUUUGUCAUGCGGGGCGGAGCGGUACGCAAGGGGCCGCUAUCUGCACUCGACAAGGCAGUGAAAGCGGCUGUCAAAUCUUGGCUGUUCCUCCCACAGCGUGCGUCCACCGAACAGCUGUACCUCGCGCUGGGAGAGGGAGGAUGCGGCCUGACGCCGCUCGCGGACGCUGCGGACAUCUCGACGAUCGUCCACGGCUUCCGCAUGCUUCACUGUGACGACGCCACCGUCCGCGACAUCGCCUGGGCCACACUAACUACGGCCGCGCGCCGCCGACUGGGGAGGGAGCCGAGUCGUUCCGACUUGGCCACCUACCUUAGCGGCAGCACUGAGGGCGACCUCGCACGCGACGGAGGUGACAUCCAGUCACUGUGGACGCGCGUCAGGAACGCCACAAGGCGCCUAGCGCCGCGUGGCGUCACCUGGCGCUGGAGUGAACUGCUCUGUGAGUUGCAGGUGGAGGUCGGCGGCCGACCCGCCAUCGCUGACGACGCGGAACACGGCGGCAUCGGAGGGGUGACGCAGCCGGCCACGGAGGGGACGGCGCCUGGGACUACACGACACCUCGAAGAUGGCGGCGAUGGACCGCAGCACGAUGAUGACAGCGUGGGACGCACCGCCAACACUGGCGUCGAGCAUGUCCGGGUGGGAGGGGGCGCCAAACGUCUUCUCUCGCGGACGCUCCGCGAGUGUCUGAGGCAGCGCCUGCGCCACAUCCUACUCAGGAAACCGGACCAGGGGAAGGUGUUCGAGUGCACCAGGGAAUCCACAGCGUCCAACCACUUCAUAGCGGGAGGCAAAUACACCCGCUUCGCAGACUGGCGCUUUAUCCAUCGCGCCAGGCUCGGAGUCGUGCCUCUGAACGGUUGUCGCCGCUUUGAUGGGCGGGCAAACAACAACAAAGCCUGCCGACGCUGUGGCCACAACAACGAGACGCUCCCGCACGUGAUUAACGCGUGCAUGGUGCACUCAGCAGCCCUGCAGUAUCGCCACAACGCGGUCCUCAACCGCCUCGCGACAGCAGUCGCAGGGCGGCCAAGAAGAGGAAACACUGCUGUUCCUGACAUCAGGAUCAACCAAGCCGUCAUAGGGGACAGCAGUGGGCUGCGUCCGGACCUCGUAAUAACCGACGAGGCCGCGAAGUCUGUGACCAUCGUCGAUGUGACGAUCCCCUUUGAAAAUAGGCGGAUUGCGCUCGACAACGCUCGGCAACUGAAGAAGAUAAAAUACGCCGACGUUGCGCGCGGAUUAGCCGCUCGCGGCUAUUCUGUCACUGUCGACGCCCUGGUUGUCGGCAGUCUGGGGGCGUGGGACCGCCAGAACGAUGCAGUGCUUCGGCACCUAGGCAUCGCUAGCCGCUACUGCCAACUGAUGCGGCGGCUGAUGGUGUCUGACACCAUCAAGUGGUCCCGCGACAUUUACGUGGAACACAUUACUGGCCACCGCCAGUAUGUGUCCCCCUAG
Messenger RNA from Schistocerca americana (American grasshopper), 2736 nucleotides. RefSeq lists its product as uncharacterized. Lineage: Eukaryota; Metazoa; Arthropoda; Insecta; Orthoptera; Acrididae. The record is from RefSeq and is a predicted model, not a curated record. The coding region runs from base 1 to 2736 and encodes 911 amino acids. The transcript has a single exon.